AUGGCAAAUAUAGACGGUUUGGCGUGCGUUAUUUGUGAGCGAAGCCACCCAGGUUUGUGGACGGUCACUACGGUACAGGUGUACAUUGAUCAUGAACGUACACGUGCAGUGGUAUCAUCAAUCACCAAAACGGCAGCGAAGACAGCAACAGCAACAGCAACAGAUCCACCAAAAGCAAAUCUGUUCAAAACGGCACCGUUGGCAGGACCAGGAGCUUCAGCUGGAGAGCCGAUGGUAGAAGUGGGGACAGUACCAGUCGAGGGAGCAGGAGAACCGGUCUCUGGAAGAGGAGAAGGAGGAGAAGAGACGGUGGUGGGGGAUGGUGCAUUUGCUGCAGGUGGUGGGGUUUUCAACGGAGAAGGUGCAGAUUUCGGUGUUUUCACGGUGGUUGGUGCCGGAGCAGAGGCUUGUGGUGGUGGGGUAGCGACUGGUGGUGGUGAUUUGGUGGGUGACGAUUUAGGCGAGGAUGUUGGAGAUUGUGCCAUUGUGAAGCCCACGACAUAUGUGAUUAGCAUCAAGAAGACAAUGCUUUUGCUUGCAGCCAUUUUUGUCGAAGAAAAGACAGAAAUGACAGAAAAUAAGCUCUGA
Molecule: messenger RNA, 588 nt
Organism: Dovyalis caffra
Lineage: Eukaryota; Viridiplantae; Streptophyta; Magnoliopsida; Malpighiales; Salicaceae
Source: the annotation of a GenBank genome assembly